UGAAGCUACCAAAUCCGGAUAUAAACAUCGAAUGUAGCUGAUUUGUGUAAAAAAUACUAAAUUUUAAGCGAAAAAAGCAAAUAUUGAGCCAAACUUCAAAUCUCCAAUUUUGUAUGACUGUAAAAUCGACAUCGUGCUUCAGAGCUUUGAGGUUAUGUCACGUAUGGAGCAAAUGUGACUACAAAAAUUUACUGCCUGCAGUUGUAGAAUUUCAGACCCAUGCUUCUAAGGAGUCUGCUUCCAAAAAUGUCCAUCAGAGAUAACCGUGAAUCUUUUUUCAACUGUGAAAAUGCAAACAUUGAAGCGUACUAUUGCAAGGGCUGCAACUUCCAAACUGAACUACAGCUGUUCUUCAAACAACACGUUAAAAAAGAAAACCAAGAUAUUGUUGUGAACGAGAAAUGUGCCAUCCAAAGCUAUAUUUGUAAAAAGUGCAACUUUGAAACCCACUUCGUCCUCAAAUGGCUUCAACAUGCUCUAGCUUGUAUUGAAGACAACGAAAAUCCCCAAAUAAUAAGCUCCAGUGAAAAUGUGGAAAACAGCACUUUCACGCGGCCCUGUUGUGACCAAUGUGGGCGCAAAUUCAAGCACAAAUAUUCUCUAAAGCUGCACAAAAUUUCAAGACACUUGAGCGAUAAUGAAAUUCUUUGGCACCACUGUGCUACAUGUUCAUUCAAAAGUAAACACAAACGCAAUUUAAGCAAACACAUAAGUACGCAACAUGUGGACGAACAGGAUGUUAAAUGGUACGAAUGUGACAAGUGCCCGUUCAAAACAAAACACCAGUCAUCUUUAAGCAGCCACGUACGCGCACUCCAUCUGAACGUCAAAUGGUACCAAUGCAACCACUGCCCAUACGAAACUAAACAAAACUCCUCCUUACACAUGCACAUAAAAGUGCAUCAUUUACGUAAACAAGAGAUUAAAUGGUAUGAAUGUGAGAAGUGUCCAUACAAAGCUAAGCAGAGUUCCCAUUUAAAACGUCACACGAUUGCGCGACAUUUAGAUGAACGGGAUAUAAAAUGGCACGAGUGCCAAAAGUGUCCAUACAAAUCUAAACUUAAGCAAGGUUUAAACAAACACAUAAAUGCACGCCAUUUAAGUAGACACAAUGUUAAAUGGUAUAAAUGCAGAAAGUGUCCAUUCGAAUUUAAAACAAACAAGGAGUUAAAAAAACACAUAAGUGUGCAUAGUUUGGAAAAUUAUCAGUGGUUUGAGUGUGGAGAGUGUUCGUAUAAAUGUAAAAGAAACUUUCAUUUGAAACGACACGUAAAUGCGCGUCAUUUGAAUGAACAGGAUGUUCAAUGGCAUGAAUGUGAAAACUGUGCGUUCAAAACUAAACUAAAAGCGAACUUGAAAAGACACAUUAAAAGGCGCCAUUCGGGUUAAUUGUGAUUGUUUUUGUUAGGAAUAAAUGAUUUGUAGGGUAAAUAUCAAUAAAU
Zophobas morio is the source of this 1442-nucleotide messenger RNA. Its product is annotated as zinc finger autosomal protein-like. The transcript is spliced from 2 exons. The coding region runs from base 220 to 1389 and encodes 389 amino acids. NCBI's taxonomy places the organism in Eukaryota, Metazoa, Arthropoda, Insecta, Coleoptera, Tenebrionidae. The record is from RefSeq and is a predicted model, not a curated record. Gene Ontology annotation, molecular function: DNA-binding transcription factor activity, RNA polymerase II-specific; RNA polymerase II transcription regulatory region sequence-specific DNA binding. Gene Ontology annotation, biological process: regulation of transcription by RNA polymerase II.